Messenger RNA from Camelina sativa (false flax), 969 nucleotides. NCBI's taxonomy places the organism in Eukaryota, Viridiplantae, Streptophyta, Magnoliopsida, Brassicales, Brassicaceae. The record is from RefSeq and is a predicted model, not a curated record.
AUGUCGACGACAUUAUCCUCACAGCCUCAUCGCCGGUCUUAUUUGACAAGAUUGUCUCUCAUCUUGCUGCUACGUUUGAUCUCACUGAUCUCGGGACUUCAUCACUUCCUCCGUAUUGUCGUCAAGUACAACAAAGUCGAUCUUCUUCUCAGCCAACAGAACUUUGCUGCUGACAUCCUCAACCGUGCCUCCAUGACAAACUGCAAUCCAUGCAAUACUCCAGUUGAUACAACCAACAAGCUUGAGGCUACGGUUAAUCCUCCGGUCUCUGACCCAUCUCUCUAUCGCAGCCUUGCAGGUUCCUUGCAGUAUUUGACAUUUACACGCUUCGACAUUGCGUUUGCCGUUCAGCAAGUAUGCUUGUUUAUGCAUGACCCACAGAAGAAUCAUUUCACUGCUCUAAAACGGAUCUUAUGCUACAUCAAAGGCACCAUCUCUCAUGGUCUUCAAAUUCACAAGUCUUCAACAAUAUACCUCGUUGCUUACUCUGAUGCAGUCUGGGCUGGCUGCCCCAACUCAGGGCGCUCCACAUCCGGCUAUGCGGUGUUCCUUGGUGACAACCUUAUCUUCUUGUCUUCUAAGCGUCAACAUACCGUCUCCCGCUCCAGUGCUGAAGCAGAGUAUCGCGGUGUCGACAAUGCUGUUGCAGAGACAACUUGGCUCCGUAAUCUCUUCCUCGAUCUUGGUUGUCCCCUCACAAGGCAACACUGGUCUAUUGUGACAAUGUCUCUGCGGUUUACCUCUCCACCAAUCCGGUACAACAUCAGCGGGACCAAACAUGUGGAGAUUGAUAGUCACUUUGUCCGUGAAAAAGUAGCCCUUGGUCACAUUCGUGUUCUUCAUGUACCAUCCUCGUUACAGUAUGCAGACAUCUUCACCAAGGGACUACCCUCUCCAUUGUUCACCAAUUUUCGAACCAGCCUGAACUUCCGACCUCCUCCCGUUCUGAAUGGGGGGGGAGAGUGUUAG